This is a messenger RNA of Manihot esculenta (cassava), 1842 nucleotides long. RefSeq names its product tyrosine--tRNA ligase, chloroplastic/mitochondrial. Lineage: Eukaryota; Viridiplantae; Streptophyta; Magnoliopsida; Malpighiales; Euphorbiaceae. The record is from RefSeq and is a predicted model, not a curated record. The coding region runs from base 83 to 1603 and encodes 506 amino acids. Gene Ontology annotation, cellular component: chloroplast stroma; mitochondrion; cytosol. Gene Ontology annotation, molecular function: tyrosine-tRNA ligase activity; RNA binding; ATP binding. The transcript has a single exon. Gene Ontology annotation, biological process: tyrosyl-tRNA aminoacylation.
UUAUGUUCAAUUUCAACCCAUGAAUGAUGGGUUAGCCGAAGACACAAAAAACGGUCGUUGAGUGAGCAAAGCCCAGAGUACAAUGGCGGCCGCUGCUGCAAGAACCGUCAUAUGCUCCACUCCAUCGCAUCUCAAACUCUGGUCCUCUCCGUUCUCUCUCUCUCUUUCUCCCAAAUUUACACUCUCCUUAAACCCAAAUCUCCCAAAAAACCGUCCUAUCUUCUUUUCCUCCUCUCUUCCUCCUGUGAGGUCCCUUCACUCCCCUACCCAGCAAGCUUCAACCACGCGAACCCACGACGCAAUUCGCCGACCCAACGUCGUCGAUAUCCUCGAGGAAAGGGGCUUGCUUGAAUCCCUCACCAGCGACAAUCUCAGGUCCGCUUCUUCUACUUCUAACUCUACUCUCAAAGUUUACUGCGGUUUCGAUCCCACAGCCGAGAGCUUGCACUUGGGUAAUCUUCUUGGCAUCAUUGUUCUCUCUUGGUUCCAAAGGUGCGGUCACAAAGCCGUUGCCUUGAUUGGUGGUGCCACCGCCAGAAUCGGUGACCCCUCAGGUAAGAGCCUGGAAAGGCCAGAACUUGAUGUCGAUACAUUGGAAAAGAAUACCCUUGGGAUUACUAAUGCACUGACUAGAAUAUUCAAUAUGAAUAUGAAUUUGAACAACUCAAUUGUGGUUAUGAACAAUUAUGAUUGGUGGAAAGAGUUUAGGUUACUGGAUUUCUUGAAACAAGUAGGAAGAUAUGCUCGUGUGGGUACCAUGAUUGCUAAGGAGAGUGUGAAGAAGAGGCUUGAAUCUGAACAAGGAAUGAGUUAUACUGAGUUCUCUUACCAGCUCUUGCAGGGAUAUGACUUCCUUUACCUUUUCAAAAACGAGGGUGUUAAUGUUCAGAUUGGAGGAAGUGAUCAGUGGGGCAAUAUAACUGCUGGGACUGAACUUAUCCGAAAAAUUCUUCAACCACAAGAUGGAGCUGAGGCUCAUGGUUUGACAUUCCCUCUUCUGUUGAAGAGUGAUGGCACCAAAUUUGGCAAGUCAGAGGAUGGUGCCAUUUGGCUUUCCCCAUCCUUCUUAUCUCCAUACAAGUUUUAUCAGUACUUUUUCUCUGUACCUGAUGCUGAUGUUAUUAGGUUCCUCAGGAUACUUACUUUCUUGGACUUGGAUGAGAUUGAUGAGUUGGAGAAGGAAAUGAAGAGACCUGGCUAUGUGCCAAACACAGCUCAGCGUAGGCUUGCUGAAGAAGUAACCCGUUUUGUUCAUGGUGAAGAUGGACUUAGUGAGGCUCUUAAGGCCACUGAAGCUUUGAGACCUGGAGCUGAGACUAAGCUGGACUGGAAAACUAUUGAGGGCAUUGCUGAGGAUGUUCCAUCCUGUUCUUUGGCGUAUGAUCAGGUCCUUAAUCUUUCUCUUGUUGAUCUUUCGGUUUCUGCUGGCUUGCUUGAGAGUAAAUCAUCUGCGCGUCGUCUGUUGAAGCAAGGGGGUCUCUACUUGAACAAUUGCAGAGUUGACACUGAAAAUAAGAGAAUUGAGCCUGAAGAUAUUGUGGAUGGAAAAGUUCUCCUUUUAUCUGCAGGCAAGAAGAACAAGGUCAUUGUACGAAUAUCUUGAUUGCUAUCGUUGCACAAUUUAUAAGUUGCUACAAAUUAUUUCUCUAUCUUGUGAAUUUUUUUCUGAAUUAUGGGGUGGCGAGCUUCUCCAUAGAAGUGACUUUAAGCGGUCAUAUCUGAAGCUUGGUUGCAAAAUUUUGCGGUUACUGUACUACUUUCUUGGGAAAAUAUUGAACAAUGAUCUUGCACCUAUUGAUAUUUUAACCAAACACAGCAUUUCCUGCUGCUUAGUUCUUAUCA